AUGCAUCUGCGACGCUGGUUUUCCUUUCGCUCAUACAGCAAAAGUCCCCCCUUCUCUCGGACUUUCACUCCUACUACAAAGCUCAGGAUGGCCUCCUCGACGGCCGCCGCUCUCUACGCCCUGACAUUAUCUGCCUCUCCGGGCUCCUCCGCACCAGAUGAUGCCAGUAAGAAGGCGCAUCAUGUCAAAAAUGGGUUUGACAAUCCUUGGGACUCGUUUACCUCGCCUUUUGACAAACAGGGGCAGUUUAUAUGGCACAUGGUGACUGGCAAGGGCAAUCGUCCUGACACCACUCCUCCAACUGUUCCUGUACAGAAACCAGAGUUUCUACCUAGUCGCGAGACGUCUACUCUGCGAGCGACAUGGUUAGGCCACGCUUGCUAUUACGUCGAGUUUCCUGGCGGACUGCGAGUACUAUUCGACCCAGUUUUCGAGGAUCGAUGCUCUCCACUAUCAUGGUUAGGACCAAAGCGUUAUACCCAGCCGCCAUGUGAGAUCAAGGAUAUCCCUGUCAUCGACGCAGUCGUGAUCUCCCAUAAUCACUAUGAUCACUUGUGUCUUUCGACUGUCCAGGAUAUUCAUAAGCGACACCCGAACUGCCACUUCUUUGUCCCUCUUGGAAACAAGGAAUGGUUUAACAAGACCGGAAUAUCGAAUGCAACAGAACUUGACUGGUGGGAUGAGCGCAACAUCCUCCUUUCUCCGUCGCAACCCUCGACCCAGGUGGAGACAACCGAUCAAAGCACAAUCUCGAAACCAGCCGAUAUUGCUGCUCGGAUCGGCUGUUUACCUUGCCAGCAUCUUAGCGCCAGAACACCAUUUGACCGAUGUAAAACCCUCUGGGCCUCGUGGUACGUGGAGUCCGGCGGCCGCAGGGUUUACUUCGCUGGAGACACUGGUUAUCGCUCGGUGCCAACACUUCCAAAUGAUGUCGAUGACCACGCCCCGGAAUACAACUUUCCCUCAUGCCCUGCUUUUAAGCAAGUGGGCGAGUUCCGUGGCCCGUUCGAUCUUGGACUGAUCCCUAUUGGUGCGUAUCAGCCACGAUGGUUCAUGAGUCCUAUGCACGCAGACCCUCACGACGCUGUUGAGAUCUUCCGGGAUACCAAGUGCAAACAAGCUCUGGGCAUGCACUGGGGUACCUGGGUGUUAACUGAAGAGGAUGUCCUCGAGCCCCCUAAGAAGCUCAAGGAGGCAUUGAAGAAACAUGAGAUCCCUGAAACUGGGGUGUUCGAUAUCUGUGACAUUGGUGAGAGCCGAGAGUUUUAA
This is a messenger RNA of Aspergillus puulaauensis, 1269 nucleotides long. RefSeq names its product putative Zn-dependent hydrolase/oxidoreductase family protein. The transcript has 4 exons. Gene Ontology annotation, molecular function: N-acylphosphatidylethanolamine-specific phospholipase D activity; zinc ion binding. Gene Ontology annotation, cellular component: cytoplasm; membrane-bounded organelle. Gene Ontology annotation, biological process: N-acylethanolamine metabolic process; N-acylphosphatidylethanolamine metabolic process. Lineage: Eukaryota; Fungi; Ascomycota; Eurotiomycetes; Eurotiales; Aspergillaceae. The coding region runs from base 1 to 1269 and encodes 422 amino acids. The record is from RefSeq and is a predicted model, not a curated record.